UUUAUUGAAGUUAAAGGUUACUUGGGAGCUUCUCCUGUGGAAAUGUGUAAGGUCAAAUACUAGCGCUCUCAGCAUAUGUAGUGUUCCUGAUGAAGAAUUAGGGGCACGUUGGUGCAUUUAACUGCAAAACCAGAAUGAUUGAAGAUAGUGGGAAAAGAGGAAAUACCAUGGCAGAAAGAAGACAACUGUUUGCAGAGAUGAGGGCUCAAGAUCUGGAUCGCAUCCGGCUCUCCACCUACAGAACAGCAUGUAAGCUGAGAUUUGUGCAGAAGAAAUGCAAUUUACACCUGGUGGAUAUUUGGAACAUCAUAGAAGCCCUGCGGGAAAAUGCUCUGAACAACCUGGACCCAAACAUAGAACUCAAUGUGGCCCGCUUAGAGGCCGUGCUCUCUACCAUUUUUUACCAGCUCAACAAACGGAUGCCGACCACGCACCAAAUCCACGUGGAGCAAUCCAUCAGCCUCCUGCUGAACUUCCUGCUUGCUGCCUUUGAUCCGGAAGGCCAUGGAAAAAUUUCCGUAUUUGCUGUCAAAAUGGCUUUAGCCACGUUGUGUGGAGGGAAGAUCAUGGACAAAUUAAGAUAUAUUUUCUCAAUGAUUUCUGACUCCAGUGGUGUGAUGGUUUAUGGGCGGUAUGACCAGUUCCUUCGGGAAGUUCUCAAGCUACCUACAGCAGUUUUUGAAGGUCCCUCAUUUGGUUACACAGAACAAUCAGCUAGAUCUUGUUUUUCACAACAGAAAAAAGUCACAUUGAAUGGUUUCUUAGACACACUGAUGUCAGACCCUCCCCCACAGUGUCUGGUCUGGUUGCCUCUCCUGCACCGUCUGGCAAAUGUUGAAAAUGUCUUCCACCCAGUUGAGUGUUCUUACUGCCACAGUGAAAGUAUGAUGGGAUUUCGCUACCGAUGCCAACAAUGUCACAAUUACCAGCUCUGUCAGGACUGCUUCUGGAGGGGGCAUGCAGGAGGUUCCCAUAGCAACCAGCACCAAAUGAAAGAGUACACAUCAUGGAAAUCACCUGCUAAGAAGUUAACGAAUGCAUUAAGCAAGUCCCUGAGUUGCGCUUCCAGCCGUGAACCUUUGCACCCCAUGUUUCCAGACCAACCUGAGAAACCGCUCAACUUGGCUCACAUCGUGCCUCCCAGACCUGUAACCAGCAUGAAUGACACGCUGUUCUCCCACUCUGUGCCCUCCUCAGGAAGUCCUUUUAUCACCAGGAGGUUAUUUGAGGGAAUAAGUGCACCCAGCCCUGUGGUUGGAGAGCUUGUCCAUAAACUGUAUGCAAAUCAGCGUGGCCAGGGUGCAUGCCCUCCUCCCAAGGACAGUGAAGUAGAGCAGAACAAAAUGCUGGCUAGGGCUGUUCCAGCUUUUCUGAAGGGCAAAGGGAUACAAUACAGCCUGAAUGUAGCUGACAGGCUAGCUGAUGAACAUGUGCUCAUCGGGCUGUAUGUCAACAUGCUCCGGAACAACCCAUCAUGUAUGCUUGAGAGUUCAAACCGACUUGAUGAAGAACACAGGCUGAUCGCCAGGUACGCAGCAAGACUGGCAGCAGAAUCCUCCUCGUCUCAACCAACACAGCAGAGAGGCGCUCCUGACAUCUCCUUCACCAUUGAUGCAAAUAAGCAACAAAGGCAGCUGAUUGCAGAACUAGAAAAUAAGAACAGAGAAAUCUUACAGGAGAUCCAGAGACUGCGGCUAGAGCAUGAACAAGCCUCUCAACCAACGCCAGAGAAGGCACAGCAGAACCCCACCCUGCUGGCAGAACUCCGGCUCCUCAGACAGCGCAAGGAUGAGCUAGAACAGAGAAUGUCUGCUCUCCAGGAGAGUCGGAGAGAGCUAAUGGUCCAGUUAGAAGGCCUCAUGAAGCUACUAAAGACCCAGGGGGCAGGCUCUCCUCGCUCCUCCCCCAGCCACACCAUCAGCAGACCAAUCCCCAUGCCCAUCCGCUCAGCGUCAGCCUGCUCCACUCCUACGCACACUCCUCAAGACUCUCUCACUGGGGUAGGGGGAGAUGUGCAAGAGGCCUUUGCACAAAGCUCAAGAAGGAAUUUAAGGAACGAUUUGCUAGUGGCCGCAGAUUCCAUCACUAACACCAUGUCCUCUCUGGUGAAAGAGCUGAACUCGGAGGUGGGGAGUGAAACAGAGAGUAAUGUGGAUUCUGAGUUUGCACGGACACAAUUUGAAGAUCUGGUUCCAUCACCAACCUCUGAAAAGGCUUUUCUAGCCCAAAUCCAUGCCCGAAAACCCGGGUACAUUCAUGGUGGAGCUACUACAAGCACCAUGCGCAGUGACAUAGUUACAGAAGAUGGAGAUGCCUAUGUGAGGCCUGACGAUGAGAACUAUGAGAAUGAUUCCGUCCGGCAGCUGGAGAAUGAGCUGAAGAUGGAGGAGUAUCUGAAACAGAAGCUGCAGGAUGAGGCCUAUCAGGUCAGCUUGCAAGGUUGAAUGCAAUGCCCUUUUAUCACUCUCCUCUCAAGCAAGCUAUAGUCAGACAGAUGAUGACAUAACAUGAAAGCUGGAGGUGAUGGAGAGCCCUGUAUCCACACAGAGGAGGAGGAGACCAGCCUGGCAAAGCCUCACCCUCGCCGGAAAGAGGAGCCACCACACCCCGCAGCUCCUGGCAAACCCCCAUCCCUUAAGAUGUGUUCUGAUGCCUGUAGUGCAGCUAACUUUUUGUUCUCAGAUUUGUAGUUCUUCAGUGUGUGUUUUAGAAGGGGGUGGGGGAGGGGAGAACAAGACUUCUGUUCCAAGCUAAUGUAUCAGCUCCAUCUUCUGUAACAUGGCUCAUUCCUGGUUCAAAACAAACAAACACAGGCUGAGAACCCACGCUACUGUUACACACGGUGGCAGUAUUAACACGCAUUUCCAAUCUUGUACAUGAUCGUGAACCUGUCCAGUUUACAAAGACAAUAUUAACACUGUUUAUAGCUAAACAUUUGAUUUCAGGAUUCUUUAGAACUGUAGCAAAAUAAUUUACUAGACUCUGUACAAUGGUUUUUCCACAGCAAUUGGGGGGGCGGCGGGCGGGGAAACAACCAUUAGCAAUUAUUCACUCAUCCUGAAAGAGUUGGUUCCUGAGUGUUCAGCCUCAGAGCCCAGAAGCCAGGGAGGGAGGGGUCAUUGGCCUGAAGUUGACUGCAAGUCUCUGUGAGCAGGGACCUGAGCCAACCACCAGGAAUAACCCAUUCCUUAGGGUCUCUUUCCAAUGUAGGGUUGGUUCCUUUCAAGAUUCUCUUAACAAGUCAGCCAUAGAACUUAGUGUAAAUAUUUUUUUCCAAAUAGAUAUCAUAUUCAAAA
Messenger RNA from Dipodomys spectabilis (banner-tailed kangaroo rat), 3296 nucleotides. It is a transcript of the gene Dtna, whose product is annotated as dystrobrevin alpha. Gene Ontology annotation, biological process: synaptic signaling. NCBI's taxonomy places the organism in Eukaryota, Metazoa, Chordata, Mammalia, Rodentia, Heteromyidae. Gene Ontology annotation, cellular component: synapse; plasma membrane. Gene Ontology annotation, molecular function: zinc ion binding. The record is from RefSeq and is a predicted model, not a curated record.